AUAAUGAGCCACUUAUCAAGAUAUUCUUGACCUAGCAACUGAACGCUUGUUUGUGUCUGUGAAUUUUUUCGUAAAAUUAUGGUUCAGAUAAAAUACACAAAGUUGUUCAUCAACAAUGAAUUCGUCGACUCUGUAUCCGGGAAAACUUUUCCAACCAUAAAUCCAGCGACUGGUGAAAAAAUUGCUGAAGUUUCUGAAGCACAAAAGGAAGAUGUCGACAAUGCAGUAGCUGCUGCCAAAAAAGCCUUCGAGAGAAACUCAACCUGGCGCAAUAUGGACGCUUCUCAAAGAGGAAAACUCAUAAAUAAGUUUGCUGAUUUACUAGAAAGAGACAUCCAAUACUUAGCCGAAUUGGAAGUCUACAAUUCAGGCAAACCCCUUGACGCUGUCUUGCUUGAACUACAAUACUACGCUGGCAUUUUAAGGUACUACGCUGGAUACACGGACAAAAUUCAUGGAAACACUAUACCAGUUGAUGGAAAAGGAUUUACCCUAACCAAAAAACAACCAGUCGGAGUGGUUGGCCAAAUCAUCCCCUGGAAUUACCCAAUAGGCAUGGCUAUUUGGAAAUUAGGACCUGCUUUGUGUACUGGAUGCACUGUUGUACUAAAACCUGCAGAACAAACGCCUUUAACAGCUUUAGUUUUGGCAGCACUAAGCAAAGAAGCCGGUUUCCCUGCUGGAGUAAUCAACAUUAUUCCUGGAUUGGGACCUGUAGCUGGUGAAGCUUUGGCAAUGCAUAACGAUGUCAGGAAAGUGGCUUUUACUGGAUCCACUGAUAUUGGCCAUAAAAUUUUGGAAUACUCGGCCAAAUCAAACUUGAAAAAAGUUUCCUUGGAAUUGGGAGGCAAAAGUCCUUUGGUCAUUUUUGAUGACGCUGAUCUUGAGGAAGCAGUAGCCAUAGCUCAUGAUGCCAUAUUUGAAAACCACGGGCAAAAUUGUUGCGCUGGUUCCAGAACUUUCGUACAAGCUGGCAUUUAUGAAGAAUUCGUUAAAAAGGCUGUAGAAAAAGCUAGACAAAGGAAAGUUGGAAAUCCUUUGGAGAGUGGAGUACAACAAGGACCUCAAAUUGAUCAACCAUCUCUGGACAAAAUCUUGAGAAUCAUUGCAGAAAGCAAAGAGCAAGGGGCCAAAAUUGAAACCGGAGGUUCCAGAAUUGGUGAUAAAGGCUUUUUUGUGGAACCCACAGUUUUGUCUGGUGUUACUGACGAAAUGUCUUGCGCAAUCAAUGAAAUAUUUGGUCCAGUACAAAGCAUUUUGAAAUUCAACACUCUUGAUGAAGUUAUUGAGAGGGCCAAUAGUACAACUUACGGAUUAGCUGGGGGAGUGAUUACCAAAAACAUCGAUAAUGCUUUGGUGUUUGCUAAUGCUGUUGAAGCUGGAUCAGUUUGGAUCAAUUGUUAUGAUUACAUCACUCCACAAACACCAUUUGGAGGGUUCAAAAAGUCAGGAUUUGGCAAAGAUUUAGGUGCUGAUUCUUUGGAUGAUUACUUGGUCACCAAAGUCAUCACUAUAAUGCUGCCAGUCAAAAACUAAAAACUUGUUAUAUGUUAUAUUAUCGUCAAUAUCUGUGUUUUUUUUUACAUACAAUUAAAAGCUAAAUAUCACUAUUACAGAGAUUUAAUCAAAUUAAUGGAAAUUAAAACUUAUAUAUGAUAUGGAGAUAAUUUUUUGUUUUGCAAGACCAAUAAUUGAAAUUUUUCACCCUACAUUAUAAAUCUUUACACCAUUUAGUUAUUAGUAAACUAAGAAAAAUUAAACAAAUAAAGUUAAUAUUGCAACUAAAAAGAAAAAUUGUUUUUCAAAUACAUAUACAAACAUACGAUGUUUUUUAGUGUAAAUCAGUGGCAAAUAUGUAGCCUUGCUGUUGAAGCACGUACAAACGUUUUUCUACUGCGUCUUUA
Ceutorhynchus assimilis (cabbage seed weevil) is the source of this 1904-nucleotide messenger RNA. Lineage: Eukaryota; Metazoa; Arthropoda; Insecta; Coleoptera; Curculionidae. The record is from the annotation of a GenBank genome assembly.